UUUUUCUGUCUCAUCGUUUGUAAUAACGAAGCUUCAUUUUAAAAAGCUUAUCGAAGGCGACACACCAGCGAAUUGGAAUCGAACCAAAUCGGAAUAUACUGGUAUUAAUUUCAUUUCUGUUUCGGUUUGGUUUGUGUUCGGAUCGGUUUUGGUUGGGAGAAGAUGAGCGGAGGUGGAGGUGGAGGUGGAUGGGAGAGGGUAAGGACUUCGAGAUCGAGAUUAGGAAGAGAAACGAGUUCUACAUCAUCUCGGACGGUUCGACUCGGUCGAGUGCAGCCUCAGGCACCUGGUCACCGUACUAUCUAUUGUAAUGACCGCGAGGCUAAUUUCCCCGUCCGAUUCAAGGGGAAUUCUAUAUCAACUACGAAGUACAAUUUCUUAACCUUUCUACCAAAGGGACUGUUUGAACAGUUCAGGCGGGUAGCCAAUUGCUACUUUCUCUUGAUAUCUAUCUUAUCAAUGACACCAAUCAGUCCUGUCAAUCCUGUGACAAAUGUGGUCCCAUUGAGCAUGGUACUUUUGGUCUCUCUUAUUAAGGAGGCAUUUGAGGACUGGAAGCGUUUUCAGAAUGAUAUGGUGAUUAACAACAGUCCUGUAGAAGUGUUGCAAGAUCAAAAGUGGGAGACUAUUCCAUGGAAGAAGUUGCAAGUUGGAGACAUUGUUAGGAUUAAGCAGGAUGGGUUCUUUCCCGCCGAUCUGCUUUUCCUAGCUUCUACAAACCAGGACGGUGUCUGUUAUAUUGAGACGGCAAAUUUGGAUGGGGAAACAAAUUUGAAGAUUAGAAAGGCAUUGGAAAGGACGUGGGAUUACUUGACCCCUGAAAAAGCUGCUGAAUUUAAAGGUGAAGUACAAUGUGAACAACCAAACAAUUCGCUUUACACUUUCACCGGCAAUCUUAUUAUCCAAAAGCAGACAUUACCUCUCAGUCCAAACCAACUUCUUUUAAGAGGGUGCAGUCUCAGGAACACAGUAUAUAUCGUUGGGGCUGUUAUAUUUACAGGUCAAGAAUCAAAGGUUAUGAUGAACUCCAUGAAUGUUCCUUCGAAGAGGAGUACACUGGAGAGGAAACUUGAUAAACUUAUUCUUGCCCUUUUUGGAUCUCUUUUCAUGAUGUGCCUGAUUGGAGCAAUAGCCAGCGGUAUAUUCAUAAACCGUAAGUAUUACUACCUUGGUCUUGAUGAAAGUGCACCGACAGAGUAUAACCCUAGCAACAGAUUUGGGGUUGCUGCUUUGACUUUGUUUACACUCAUUACAUUAUACUCGACAAUAAUUCCCAUCUCUUUGUAUGUUUCUAUUGAGAUGAUCAAAUUUAUUCAAUGCACCCAAUUUAUCAACAAAGACCUACAUAUGUAUCAUGCUGAAACCAAUACUGCUGCAUUGGCUAGGACUUCCAAUUUAAAUGAGGAACUUGGACAGGUGGAAUAUGUUUUCUCCGAUAAAACUGGUACUUUAACGAGAAAUUUAAUGGAGUUUUUCAAGUGUUCAAUUGGAGGAGAAGUUUAUGGCUCUGGUAUUACUGAAAUAGAACGUGGUGGAGCACAACGGAGUGGCAUGACAAUUCAAGAAAGUAACAAAUCAGUUGGUGCAAUACAUGAGAAGGGGUUCAAUUUUGAUGAUCCUAGGCUUAUGGGUGGAGCUUGGAGGAAUGAACCUAAUCCUGACACAUGCAAGGAAUUUUUCAGAUGCCUUGCAAUUUGUCAUACGGUUCUUCCUGAAGGUGAGGAAUCCCCUGAGAAAAUUACAUAUCAGGCUGCAUCACCGGAUGAGGCUGCUUUGGUCGCUGCAGCAAAGAAUUUUGGUUUUUUCUUCUACAGGCGCACACCUACAACUAUAUAUGUUCGUGAAUCUCAUGCGGAGAAGAUGGGUAAAGUUCAGGACGUGUCUUAUGAAAUUUUGAAUGUUCUUGAGUUCAACAGCACGCGAAAACGCCAGUCUGUUGUUUGUAGAUAUCCUGAUGGCAGACUCACGUUAUACUGCAAGGGUGCUGAUACUGUAAUUUUUGAGAGAUUGGCUGAUGGAAACGAUGGUUUAGUAAAAGUUACUAGGGAACACUUGGGACAAUUUGGUUCUUCUGGAUUACGCACCCUCUGCCUUGCCUAUAGAGAUUUAAGCCCUGAAGUAUAUGAAAGCUGGAAUGAGAAGUUUAUUCAAGCUAAAUCUUCUCUUAGAGAUCGUGAAAAGAAGUUGGAUGAGGUUGCAGAACUUAUAGAGAAGGAACUUAUUUUGAUUGGGAGCACUGCUAUAGAAGACAAACUUCAAGAAGGAGUUCCAGAUUGUAUUGAGACUCUUGCUAGAGCUGGAAUCAAGAUUUGGGUUCUAACAGGGGACAAGAUAGAAACAGCAAUUAAUAUAGCUUAUGCUUGCAACUUAAUCAACAACGAUAUGAAACAAUUCAUCAUAAGCUCAGAAACUGAUGCAAUCAGAGAAGUUGAAAGCAGUGGUGAUCAAGUGGAAAUUGCCCGCUUUAUGAAAGAAGAAGUGAAAAAAGAGUUGAAGAAGUGUCUUGAGGAAGCACAACACUCUUUAAACACUGUGACUGGGCCAAAAUUAGCUCUUGUUAUCGACGGAAAGUGCUUGAUGUAUGCAUUGGACCCCACUUUACGAGUAAUGCUGCUGAAUUUGAGCUUGAAUUGUAGUUCAGUUGUCUGCUGCCGCGUUUCUCCUUUGCAGAAAGCACAGGUGACUACUUUGGUCAAAAAAGGUGCACGUAAAAUUACACUUAGCAUUGGAGAUGGUGCCAAUGAUGUUAGCAUGAUUCAAGCUGCUCAUAUUGGUGUUGGAAUAAGUGGAAUGGAAGGAAUGCAAGCGGUUAUGGCUAGUGAUUUUGCAAUUGCCCAGUUUCGUUUUCUUGCUGAUUUACUUCUUGUGCAUGGCCGGUGGUCAUAUUUUAGGAUAUGCAAGGUCAUCACAUAUUUCUUUUACAAGAAUCUCACAUUUACGCUGACUCAAUUUUGGUUCACCUUCCAUACUGGCUUUUCUGGCCAAAGAUUCUAUGAUGAUUGGUUCCAGUCGCUGUACAAUGUCAUAUUUACGGCACUUCCGGUGAUCAUUGUUGGGCUUUUUGACAAGGAUGUCAGUGCAUCCCUUUCAAAGAAAUACCCUGAACUGUAUAAAGAGGGUAUAAGAAAUGUCUUUUUCAAGUGGAGAGUUGUGGUGACAUGGGCUUGCUUUUCUGUAUACCAGUCUCUAAUCUUUUAUCACUUUGCGACCACUUCCAGUAAGGGUGGUAAAAAUUCAUCAGGCCGGAUAUUUGGACUAUGGGAUGUCAGCACAAUGGCCUUCACUUGUGUUGUUGUCACAGUCAACUUGCGUCUUCUUAUGAUAUGCAACUCGAUUACAAGGUGGCAUUAUAUCAGUGUCGGAGGAAGCAUUCUAGCUUGGUUUUUUUUCAUUUUUGUAUAUUCAAUAUUUAGGGAGAAUGUAUUUUUCGUCAUUUAUAUUUUGAUGAGUACAUUCUAUUUCUACCUUGCACUUCUUCUUGUUCCCGUCGUUGCACUUCUUGGAGACUUCAUAUACCAAGGGGUUCAAAGAUGGUUCUUCCCAUAUGAUUAUCAGAUUAUUCAGGAGAUACACUUGUAUGAACCUGAUGACAACAGUAGAGCAGGAUUUCUGGAGAUUGAGAAUAGGCUUACACCUCAAGAAGAAAGGAGCUACGCAAUAGCUCGACUCCCACGAGAAAUAUCUAAACACACGGGGUUUGCUUUUGAUUCACCUGGGUACGAGUCAUUUUUUGCUGCACAGCUUGGUAUUUAUGCUCCACAGAAGGCUUGGGAUGUUGCACGGAGAGCCAGCAUGAGGUCACAGCCUAAAAAGAAUUAACUCCCAUAAUUAUCAUUGUACAAAUUAAGUUUUGGUCUCAAUAUCAUUGGUCAAUACUAGAAAAAUUUGUAGAGUUUAGAUGUUAGAUUAGCUCUCCAUUUAAUUUUGCUUUACCUUCAACUUGGUUUUUAGAAGGAAUAGCAAUCCCUAGGCUGUAAGGAUGUACAGGUAAUUGAUACAAUUCUACUAAAUUCGGAAUUUUGCUGGUUAAUUCUUAAAAUAACUAUUAUUUUGGCUUAA
This is a messenger RNA of Mercurialis annua (annual mercury), 4059 nucleotides long. RefSeq names its product phospholipid-transporting ATPase 3. Gene Ontology annotation, molecular function: ATP binding; magnesium ion binding; ATPase-coupled intramembrane lipid carrier activity. The transcript has 27 exons. The record is from RefSeq and is a predicted model, not a curated record. Gene Ontology annotation, biological process: phospholipid translocation. Bases 163 to 3819 code for a protein of 1218 amino acids. Gene Ontology annotation, cellular component: plasma membrane. Lineage: Eukaryota; Viridiplantae; Streptophyta; Magnoliopsida; Malpighiales; Euphorbiaceae.